This is a messenger RNA of Psylliodes chrysocephalus, 711 nucleotides long. The record is from the annotation of a GenBank genome assembly. NCBI's taxonomy places the organism in Eukaryota, Metazoa, Arthropoda, Insecta, Coleoptera, Chrysomelidae.
CGAAAGUGUCCUAACAACCCUGACAGUUUUUGUUAUGUUUGUAAAGAAUUAACUUUUACAUCUCAGCGUUGAAAUUUCACAUCAUUAAUUGAACAGUGCUAUUUAGAUUAUUUUGGAUUUCCUGUGAGGAAUUAAGAUAAAUCCUGGGUUCCACAUAAAUGUUGUGUAAAGUGUGUGAGACUGCUAUUAGGUUGGGCCAAACAAGAAUCUAGACAUGCCAUUUGCUAUACCAAUGAUUUGGACCGAAUCAAAGAGAUUGUUAUUUUUGUUUGACUCAAACAAAAGGCGUUACAACCAAGUCCAAACACAGUAUCCAAACUUGUCUUCGACCAACAGACCCAUCCUACAUAGUGCCGAACUGCCUAUGCGAAAGCUUCCAAAUCGAUCAGAAAGUCAGGAUUCUACACCAAAACUUGUCCUAAAUCAGCACGAUAGAGUAUCUGAAGAUAGUGACCCAAGUUAUGAACCGUCAACUUCAAAAGAACCGCACUUAUUGACACAAAGUGAUUUAAGGGUCCUUUUCAAUAACCUUUUAAUUUGCAUGAUAAGUGAUUUUGAAAAUCUCACCUAAAGUUAUCAGUUUAAUAUCAUCCUUUUUAUAUUGUUACAUGCUUAAAAUACUUGGUUUGAGCCUUGGUCAUUAAAAAUAUUCAUAUACUUUUUUUUUCUGUAGAAAUUUGUCUAUGUAUGUCUUAUAUUUUAAGAUUUCCG